This is a messenger RNA of Metschnikowia bicuspidata var. bicuspidata NRRL YB-4993, 366 nucleotides long. RefSeq lists its product as uncharacterized. Lineage: Eukaryota; Fungi; Ascomycota; Pichiomycetes; Serinales; Metschnikowiaceae. The record is from RefSeq and is a predicted model, not a curated record. Bases 1 to 366 code for a protein of 121 amino acids. Gene Ontology annotation, molecular function: protein heterodimerization activity. Gene Ontology annotation, biological process: resolution of meiotic recombination intermediates; kinetochore assembly; DNA repair. Gene Ontology annotation, cellular component: FANCM-MHF complex; Fanconi anaemia nuclear complex. The transcript has a single exon.
AUGGUUGCGCCCACCACAAUCGCUCGCGUGUUCAGCGAGGUGUCGUUUUCAAACGCAUCCACACGCAUCACCUCGUCCGCUGUGGCGCUCUCCGCCGAGUAUAUCCGGCUCUUUGUGCGGGAGGCCAUCUUGCGGGCCAACGCACAGAGACUCGAGGAGGCGGCGCCCACGGAGGUGGACGGCAUUGACAACGUGACGGCGGCCGCGGCGCCGCCCGCCGAUUACGGCGACGGCUCCGACGCUUCGGACGACGAGGGCGUGGCGCUGCCGGUGCCCACGCAGUUGCCGCCCGCCACCGACUCGAGCGACACGCUCACCACGCGCCACUUGGCCGCGGUCAGCGGGCUCCUCGUGGUGGACUUCUAG